CUUGCACUCACUGCGGCCCUUGGAAGCCACACUAAAUAAGCUGUCUCUUUCUUCAUUCCUCGUAACUAUAUGAUUUGUUUGGCGGUGCCCGCUAUAUUCCUGCCAGGGAAAUAAUUUGCCUGCUGCUGCUCUUCAGGCUCCCUGUAGGGGGAGAGGGAGAGACGGACACACUUACACACACACACACACACACGCACACACGCACACGCUGGCUCUCAGACACAGACAGCAGGCCAGCUAACACACACACAUGCACAGAUCACACACAGGAACGCCGCACAGAUCUGCGACUGCACCCCACACAAUGCAUAUACAGAUACACUAGCAUCAGUGCCACAGGCCGGCACCUACAUCCAUCAGGAAGGCUCAGAGAGCAGCCUGACAUACACGCAGAUGUCACACACAAGCAGGUCUGUCACAUUCAGACAGCUCUGACACACGGUUAUGUCACAUUCAGACACAGCGCUGUCUCAUACACACAGAUAGAAGUGACAGUCACCGGGCUGAAUCACACACUCAGACCUGUCACACAUAUACACUGCUGCUGAUUGCUCCGCUUAACUCUCCCUUCGCCAGGAGAAGAUCUACCAGACCCAUCACAUUCUGGUCUUGAGUUGGGUGUCUGUAAAGAUCAUGUGAUUAAUGUGUAUCCUGUUACCCUGUGGGCUCCUCGUCAUAUCCUGGGGCAAUGCUCUACAGUGCCUGUCAGAAUGUCAGCCUGCAGCUCAUUCACAGAGCAUGUCUGGAAACCAGGGGAGUGCAAGAACUGCUUUCAGCCAAAGGGGCAGCACCAACUGGCAGCUCUUAAUAGGGGAAAUCCUACACAGCCUCCUCCUCCUCCCCCCCCACCACCUCCCUACAGAGGGUAUCAUGCCAAGAUUGUCUCCAGUCAGAGGUCACGUGCGGCCACUGGGUUCAGACCCCCUGUGGCCAAAAAGCCUACCAUUGCUGUUAAACCCACCAUGAUGGCAGUUGAGGGAGCUGCUUGCCAACCAACCCAUGGCCAAGCAAGGGCAAUUUUGCCCCAACAACCAACCCAAAACCAAACACCAGUCACAGUUUGUAGUGAUGAUCAAGCAAAUAACAACACAGGAUCUGAGCCAAGUGUCACCAAUAACAAUCUCAUGAGCAGUAGUGGACUCACAGAGGUGCUGAAAGAGAUUGCAGGAUUGGGGAGCACAUCUGAUCCUAGGCCUCCCCCAGACCCCAGAACCCGUGAGACUUUUCUCUGCAGGAUCAAUCAGUGUUACCGGCGUUCCCUGGAAAGAAAACCCUCCGCAAGCUGCCUCUCUGGAGGUCGUCAUGAUAUGGGAGAGACAAAAAGAGCUGUGCGAAAAGUGGCACUAAGUGGUGAAGAGGGGGCAGUCAUCAGCUGGGAUGGUGGACGCUUCUGCUACCCAGAGUUCUCCAGUGGUGAAGAGAGCUGGGAUGAUGAAGGUGAGACCGAGAGAGGGGAACGGGAGAGCUGGGAAGAGAGUGAUGAGGAACUCCUGGCCAUGGAAAUACGAAUGAGGGGACAGCCACGUUUUGCUAACCUACAGGGGGGCAGUCUGUCUCCAGUACCUGGGCGUCCAGGUGGGAGAGAAAAAUGGAACACUGUGCCUCUGCGCCAGAAGUCAUUGCAGAGGGUUUGUGCUGUGGAUUAUGAUGAUAGUUAUGAUGAGAUUCUAAAUGGCUGUGAUGUGGCUGAAGACAGGAGUGUAGCUGCUAUUUGUCCUUCUCCUGAUCCGUCCAUGACUGAGUCGUUUUCCUGUCCCCCUUCUUCUUCCUCCUCCUCUUCUUCUUCAGGGGGGUUAUUUUGUAACGGUGAAGUAUUAUCAGAUAAAGCAGAAGAAGGUUCAGAAGGUGCCACACAAGGUGCGGUUCAGGAUUGUGGUAUGGCACAAGCUAAGCCUUAUCGUGUUGUGAAUCUGGAACAACCAGUCUGUAAGCCUUAUACGGUGGUAGAUGUGUCUGCAGCUAUGGCUGGUGACCGCUUACGUCAGCCCAACACCAGGUUAAAGAAGGCAACUGCAACUCGAUACCAGGAGGUGUGGACAUCCAGUACUAGUCCUCGGCAGAAGAUUGCAAAGAAUGAGGUGGUAGAGGCACCCAAACGUAGCUGCCACAAGUCAGCUCCCACCUCUCCUACUGCUGGGUUGAGUGCCAACACUGUGCCUGUCCGAUCACCCAACUUGUCAGAAAUUAAGUUCAACAGUUAUAACAAUGCUGGCAUGCCACCCUUUCCAAUUAUAAUCCACGAUGAACCAGAAUAUGCUCACAGUUGCAAGAGUGCUGAUAAAGUGCCUAUCCUUAUUAAUCCUGGGGCCUAUGACAACCUGGCUAUAUACCGUAGCUUUGUGGGGGCAAGUGCGGUGUCUCCGAUUCCCCCUGAAAAGGAAAAAAGAUCAACUAAUAGUGUUACCAGCCACACAUAUGAAGAGAUAGAGACACCAGCAAAAGGGCAGAGAAAGCAGGCUUCUUUAAGUGAAAUGACACAGGAGGUUAAUGGUUGUCCCAGAGAGAGUGCCAACCGGGUGCUUUCCCAGAUUGUGGCAUCCAUACAACCGCCUCGCUCUCCUCCAGAGCCUGUGACUCCUGAGUCUACAAGUUCUGAGAUACCUACCUUACCAGAGCAACACCCUGAUGCUGAAUCUCCGCAAGGGUCACUGGAAAGACCCAAGACACUCUUUACUUCACAGAGUGAUAUGACAGGAACUCUCAGCUUUAAAAAGGCAUCCCCAGUGUCUUCCUCUGAAGUGAGCCCCACAAUUCAUGGCACCAAUGAACCCCUGCCACCAUUUCCCCCCCCACGUUCAACUUCUUCUCCCUAUCAUGCUACCAUGCUGCAAAAGCAUUUUGCAACACGUGGUAAACCUACUGGAACCAAUCGCCCGUCACCAAGUGAAUAUACGACACAACCACGCCGACAGUCAGAUGGAAAGCCACGCCGAUGGAUCUCUUUCAAAAGCUUUUUCAAGAGGAAAAAGGAUGGGAGUGGGCCGAGUGCAGCAGAGGAGAGGGGUGAAGAGGGCAAAUUAUUAGGGCUGGAUGGAACAGUUAUCCACAUGCUCCCACCACCACCAGUUCAGCGCCACCAGUGGUUUAGUGAAAGCCAUGGAGAACAUGGAGAGAAACCAGCUAUUGUGUUCAUGUGUCCAAAUGAAGACCAGAAAGUAACCAACUGUCAGGAAGAAAAAGUGGAUGAUGAGAACAAAUCUAGCAGUAUCCCUGAUACUACUCCAGAACAAGAACCCACCUCGCCUAUAGGAACACCCCUGACAACACCAUCCCCAGAUGAGCUGGUUGUGGGCAAUUCUCUGCAGUUGGCAGAACCUGACAUGCAGGCUCAAGGGGAGUAUGUACCUGCCUCUGAUUGCUCAUCUGAAUGCAGUCCUGGAGGCGCAACCUACAGCAACCUAGGUCAGUCUCGUGCAAACAUGAUUCCAUAUAAGCAACCUCGCCAAACACGAGGAGGUAGCCCACCACAAGAUUUGGAUUCCCAUCCCACUCCUCCUCCCCUUCCUAAGAAGAACUUGACACCUCGCCAUGCCACCCCAGAAAAAAGAUCUGGAGCCCCACUGAGUCUGGCCAACCCUACUUAUGAUACAGAACGCAAAUGGGAGGCAGCCGGAGAUGAGUCAGAUAACUCCCUAGAGCGGGCAAAAAGCUGCAGUGGACAGAUUGCUGAGUUGCAGGCAGAAGCUUUAAGGAGAUUUUUUGCCCGCUGUGAAGAUAUCUUUAUGGCAGGCCAAAGAGAGCCUAUAAACUUUGGAAUAGAGAACUGGCCUGACUUUCGACUGAUCAGUGCAACAACCUGCUGCAUGGCUGGGGAUGCUGUUUAUUACCGUGCAUCAUAUGCAAAGGACCUGGGCAAUCUCUAUGCUGUGAAGAUCUUUCGCAACAAGUCCAAGCAGGCCCAAAGGGAAUAUUACCAUUGCCUGGCAGUACGUCAGGGUCUCUCAGAGCACUUUAAUAUCCAGCAGGACUGUGGGCAUUUCCUAGCAGAGGUGCCUGCACGCCUGCUUCCUUGGGAAGAUCCUACUGUUUCAGAAGAUGAGGGUGAGGAAGAGGAGAAAGAAGGAGAAAAAGUAUCUGGCUCUACAGAAUCCAAGGUGCCACAAGACAAACAACAGAAACAGCCUGUAUCAGGCCACCAGGGAUCACUUGGAAAACGUAGGAAUAGAAUAGUGGUUAUUACACGAGAACCACCUCUGCAAACUCUGGCGGACUUUGUUCGUAAAGGUGAAGAAAGGCACCGCCGAGAGCCAGAGGCAUACGAGCGCCAAGUAUGUUUGCUUCUCCUUCAGCUGUGUGGUGCAUUGGAGCACUUAAAGGCGCAGGGCAUCACUCACUGUGAUUUACGUCUUGACAACUUACUAAUUGUUAGCUGCAAACCUGGUGUGAAAGGGUGCAGCUGCUAUCCUGGUUCUAUGACAGCAGAACAGAGUGACAGCAAUAUGAUGAUGGGUUCUUUAGAAAAGAGGGAAACACCAUCAUGUCCUGGUCGUCUCCUUCUUACCAACUUCAGCCAGGCGAAAUUGAAGAGCCAAGCUGCUUGGCGUCCACAGGGUUUAGGAGAUCCUACACGACUAGCUCCAGAGAUUGUUGGAGCUACUCAGUACCGGCGGAGUGAUGAGUUUCAGACAGGGAUUCUGAUCUAUGAGAUGUUGCACCUACCUAACCCAUUUCAAGAUGGAGGUUUAAAAGAGAAAGAAUAUGCCUGUUGUGAUUUGCCAGUGUUGCCACGCCGCUCUCCCUAUUCCCGUGGCCUUGGGCGUCUUGCUGGAUUACUUUUGCAGCACAGCCCUUCAGACAGGUUGCAGGUGGGGCAAGCUAAAGGGGCCUUACGUUGUCUGAUAUGGGGACCUCGAGAGGAGGUGCUCCAAGGGCCAGGAGCUCUUCAUAAUUGGCUUGAGGUAAAGAGAACAAUGUUGCUAAUAAAGUUGGCAGAGAGAUCACUAGAUAAAGAGGGAGGGGUGACUUUGGAAGACUGGUUGUGUUGUCAGUACCUGGCAUUUGGCACAGCACGGGGACUAGCACAGACAAUUCGGCUACUGGAACAUCAUUGAAAGGGAUAUUUCCCCCAUCAUACACCCUCCAAAGUGUGUGUGCAAUAGCUCGGACUUAUCCCAACAGGCUCCGUUUAAGAAGCUUGAACUUUCAGUGUUAUACCACUCCCUCUCUGCACACUUGGGCAGUUGACACGCACAUGCUUUUUGCACUCUUUAAGCUCUUUGAGCCUCUUCCACAGACAUAUACAUUGCUUUGCAUGUCUCAAAAACACCAUUUUCUAGCCUCCUACAUAAUGGACACUGAGACAUAAAUCUAUAAAAAGUACCUACACAUUUAUUAACUUAGCUAAAUAAAUAUAGUAAGGUUGUUUACCAUCUACCAAGCCUAUAUUUAAGUCUAAAUUAAUUCCAUUUAUACAUCAUUUUCAUCAACUGAGAGGAAGUUAAUGUAAAUCGAUUUUCUGUUUCCUAAUCCUCUAAUGCAGGUGUGUGCUGGCUGCAUGGGGCACUAUGAAUGUAAUAGAACCCUUUCAUGGAGGGAUGAAUAUUUAGCACAGCACCCAUAAGUCUGCUGUCUAAUUAGUCCAAGUAAUGACAAGACUUGAAGCCUUGGUAAAGAAGUCUGGCUGAUACAUAAAACCUUAGUCAGUCACAGGAGACAGUUUCCUACCCUAGUUACUGCUGCUACAGGCUGAAAACUCAGGGCUGCAUAAUGAAGUAAUGUUUUUAUUCUCUACAAGGAAAAGUGGGCUUUGGCACAGACAAGAAAUGUAUAAGGUUCCAUUUCUAUGUGUACACAGAAUGUUUUGUGCACAAUAUAUCAUACACCCAGAGAUGUAAUAAUGUAAGAGGAAAUAAGUAGAAUGUAUACCAUUAACACAAUUGGUUGCAGUUUAAGAUAGUACUAUGGCCUUCCUCAGAUUUAGAGAUUCCCCUGACUUCCUGGCCUAAAUAUUCUGGUUCUGUUGCUAUCCUUUUCCAGGCACUUUGUAGGCUGGUCACAUCAUCUGUGUCUUGCCAUCCCACAGCCCCCCCAUCAGGUCCCUAUCAGAGCUCUAGUGUGCUAAGGCUUAAACGGACAGUGUUACAAUGAGGCACAUUCAUUUACACCAUAAUCUAUAUUAUCAUUUUACUACCUGCUAAAUAAUACAGGCUCUGGCACAUACCAAAAUAGCAUUCAGCUGCAGAUGAUGCUCAGAGCUUCCAAAAAAGGAACAACCAAUUAGGAUGAAGGUACUAACUUGAUUCAUUUAUUAAAAUCCAUACUCUUUUACCUUUUCAUAAAUGUAACUGAAACGAAACACAUCUAUCAUGCACUCAUAAUAACAUGACACGCAGGCAUUCUGCCAGUCUAUGAGGGAGAUUACCAGUAAUAGUAUUAAUAUGAAAUGUUUUAUUCUGAAUGCUUUUAAUACCAUAAAUCCAUAUUUAUAUUUAUAAAAAUACAUUGAUAUGGUGAAAGGUGCAGAUAUGAAACAUGGAGUGGCACUCUAAAAGCUUAAGCUUACUGUUUCCCACUAAACUGAAGUUGUAGGCCAUAUUACCCAAGCCUUCCCCCUGUACUUAGUUCGGAAAAUAUUAGAUUUACUCCAAUAGGAUCAUACGAUAACCUUCUAGGAACAGUGUAGGUGAACAAAAUGUGUCUCUAAGCAGAGAAUUUAGUUUCAUUAAUGAAUAUUUACAAAUGUCUCUGCUGCUACAGAAUUUGGCUAUGUGCAAAAAGGCCCACAAAUAAACAUUUAUAUGUUCUUCUUGCAUUCGCCAAGGGCCUAAAACCAUAUCCUUUGUAUAAGUUUUCAUCAAAUUUGGGGGAUGUAACUGCAAUUUGGCCACCAUCCAUCCCUAUUCUAGGAAUAGGACAAACUCUGUGUGUAUAUAAGAGCAAUGGCAUAAUACAUUUUAUAGUAUCGUUGCUUUAGGGGGUCAGGAAUGGUUAUUGAUACCGUAAGAAGUAUACAGAAGACAGAAGAUUUGCUUUCUUCUUUAGAUUUGUUUCUAUUAGUGGUUACAUCAACAACAAUAAAAAAAACAUUCUUUUAAUUUAUGAAUAUAUAUUAGAGAAAUGAUAUAUGCAUAUAACAAAAUACUUUUGUUGAAACAGUUUUAGCUGCAACAUCCCCCCCAGUAUAAUAUACACCUUAAAACAGCAGGUUUCAGGUGCAUCUUUCAGGCUGUGUGGGUGAUCAUAGAAAAUUUGGAUCCAAACACCAUGAAGAGUCCCUGGGUUUUUAUGAGCAAUAACAGGGAGUACAGGCUAUUACAGUAGCUGUAAGUGCCAUUCAUGUAUAUUAAUUGCUGCACCUUAAACAUUCCUGAUUUACUGGGAGCAGGAGGCACUUUGUAACUAAUCGUUUGGCUUUCAACGUGGCAUCACAGGUUUUCAGAUUUGAACAUUCUGCCAUUCUGUAACCACUACUUGCUUCCUUGGACUAUAUCAUUGCAUUCAUGGGCUAUGUUAUCCUACUCGGAAGUUGUGUUUAUGUCCUGGGUGCAUUACUGCCGAAGGUACAUAUCAGUGGUUGGUACCACCUCUGUUAUACAAGUGGUUUGGAUAUCUCUCGCUUUCUUUCUGUAACUCUUUCCGGUUAUGCUGUGGUACUCACCCAUGGUCAUAUUAUUACAGUGUUAAUAAAUCUGUUUUAUGGCACAAAA
This is a messenger RNA of Xenopus tropicalis (tropical clawed frog), 7646 nucleotides long. RefSeq names its product pseudopodium-enriched atypical kinase 1 (gene peak1). The coding region runs from base 711 to 5051 and encodes 1446 amino acids. The record is from RefSeq and is a predicted model, not a curated record. The transcript has 6 exons. NCBI's taxonomy places the organism in Eukaryota, Metazoa, Chordata, Amphibia, Anura, Pipidae. Gene Ontology annotation, molecular function: protein tyrosine kinase activity; kinase activity; transferase activity.